Messenger RNA from Peronospora matthiolae, 348 nucleotides. The record is from the annotation of a GenBank genome assembly. Lineage: Eukaryota; Oomycota; Peronosporomycetes; Peronosporales; Peronosporaceae.
AUGCGCACCAAGAGUGACUUAAAGGCGCGUUUCGAAAUGACUGACAGCGGCAAGUGCGCAUUCGUGUUGGGAAUCGAGCUGGUGGACAACGACAGCGGUAGCGUGACGAUGUGCCAGCGACGCUACGUGGAAGAUGUUCUCAAGCGUUUUGGUAUGAGCGACUGCAAAGCCGUCACCAGCCCAACAGACAUCAGUUCUCGACUCAUACCAAGUACCGCAGCAACUAAAAUCGACGCCCCGUUUCGUAAAGCAGUAGGCGCUCUGAUGCACUUGAUGACCGCGACACGACCGGACAUUGCCUUUGCUGUGAGUUACGUUACGCGCUUCAUGGAUAAUGUUGUAACUUGA